Molecule: messenger RNA, 6443 nt
Organism: Cylas formicarius (sweet potato weevil)
Lineage: Eukaryota; Metazoa; Arthropoda; Insecta; Coleoptera; Brentidae
Product: GTP-binding protein Di-Ras2
Exons: 3
Coding region: 253-843 (196 amino acids)
Biological process (GO): signal transduction
Cellular component (GO): plasma membrane
Molecular function (GO): GDP binding; GTP binding; GTPase activity
Source: RefSeq, a predicted model, not a curated record
UGUACAUUUUUUUUAAAAUUUGUCAAAUGUCAAAGCAGAAGGAAUCAAUACAUAAUUUUGAUUUUUUUGUCAUUAUUUUAAAGCAACAUUUUCUUCGAUAUUUUUAAAUUUCGCCAGAUUUUAUUGUUCAUAUUGUUAUUGGGAGAUUCACUCUUCUUCGCUAUGUCUCUAAACCCGUCUUCACCAAUAUUUCUUAAAUGUUUUAAUAUAACCUAAUUCAAGUUCAAAUAAAAAGGAAUAUCCACACUUGUGAUGCCUGAGCAAAGUAACGAUUACCGGGUAGUGGUGUUUGGGGCCGGGGGUGUUGGUAAGAGCUCAUUAGUAUUAAGAUUCGUAAAGGGCACAUUCAGGGAGAGUUACAUCCCAACUAUCGAGGACACGUACAGACAAGUUAUAAGUUGCAACAAAAAUAUAUGUACCCUACAAAUUACGGACACAACAGGUUCCCAUCAGUUCCCUGCUAUGCAGCGACUCUCUAUAAGCAAGGGACAUGCCUUCAUUCUUGUAUACUCAGUCUGUAGCCGACAGAGUUUAGAAGAGCUGAAGCCAAUUUACGAACUCAUUAAAGAACUUAAAGGUCCAGAUUUGAGUCAAAUUCCAAUUAUGUUAACAGGCAAUAAGUGUGAUGAGAGUGCAGAAUUACGUGAAGUAACUACAACAGAAGGGCAGGCACAGGCAGCAGAAUGGGGAGUCAGUUUUAUGGAAACCUCAGCUAAAACAAAUCACAAUGUUAAGCAGCUCUUUCAAGAGUUAUUGAAUCUGGAGAAAUCACGAAAUGUAAGCUUGAAUGUGGGCGGUAAGGCACAUAGUCGGGUUGCGAAAGAUAAAUGUGAAUUGAUGUAAAAAAAAGAAAGAAAACAAGAUUUGAGUUAUCUCUAAUCUUUCGUGGGAAUGGCAAUGUGUCAUAAGUAUUUAUAAAAUACCUAAUGCUUUUAUUAUCUGCCAAUGUUGCCAAUUUUCAGAAAAAUUGGGCUUUUUGGUUUUGAUUGUAUAAGGUAAGUAGAUUUAAAAAAGUAAUAAUUUUAUGGGGCCAGAUGUAAUAUAAAUUCUAUUUCACAUACAUUGAAUGAGAUAUUACACAGUGGUUUUGGAUUUAGGUUUGUUUAAUUGAAAAAUUUUUGUGCCAAACAAAGAAUUGCAGAAAUAACAAACGAGCAGCAAAGAGCAAAUGUUUUUUAUUUUUAUAUUCAUCCUGUAAGUGAUUUAAAAAUUGUUUUGACUAGAAUUAAUAUAUGCAUCUUUUGAUAUAUUCCCCAUCUAACCUUCACAUAAAGCGUAUCAAAGACUUAAUAGAAUAGAUAAUUUUGCAUUUCCUAAAUUUUAAGCUUUAGGGGCCACAUAUUUCGGACCAUACCCAUCAACUUAAUAUGGAUAAUACCAUCUCAGUCCACAUUAACACUCUCGUUUGUAGGUAAAAUGUAAAUAUGCUGAUUUAUUUAAUAUAAAGACUUCCUUAAAAGUAAACAUUGUGAGGAGAAUUUGCAGUUCAGGUCAAGUGAUUCAGAAAGUCAAGCAAACAAAUCAAAAUUAUUUUCAAAUUUUGCCUAUUCAGAGCCAAAUACGAUAUUUGUUUUGAUGGUUGCUCAUAGUGGCAAAAAUAAAAAUCAAAAUAUGUUGUACACCCACGAUUAAUGCACAUGCUGAGCAGCUUCAGAAAAUUUAAAUAUCUUUAAUAAAUUUAGUUGUAAUUCUUAGUUAAAGUCUGAAAAAAAAGUUUGUUAACAAAUAUGAAAACAAAGAUUUUGCUCCAGUUCAUGGAAGAUGUUUCACAAUACUUGACUUUAGUUGACCUUAAUUCUUAGAAUUGGAAGGAAGUAUUAUGGUAUAACAUGGUGUUAUUCUUUAAAAUAGUAAGCAAUCAUUCUAUAUAGAGCCUAAAAGUACCUGUGAAUCCAUUACAAUGAUUUGCGCACAGAUUCACACCGGACCAAAUACAAGACAAAAUUUUGUAGUUUUGUAAUACUAUAUUAAGUAGAACUUAGACACAAAAAUUGUCUAAAAUAAUUUUAGGCAUUUUGAAGGACACUUGCUCUCUGUUGUUUGGUUUGUUUUUGCAGUAAAAAAGUGUUAUCAGCAAUUUCUUAAACAUUUAGGUUCAGUUCAAUUUGUUUAUGUAGUAUUCUGUAAAUCAGCACUGGUGAAAAAAAAACAAUAAUUUAGUCUCUUCUCUUUAAGAAAAGCAGAAAAGGGAAAUGAUGGGUUUAUAGAAAAAAAACUUUAUUUUGUCGAUAUUAAUUUUAUUGCUAAAAGAGAUCAUAUAUAUUUCAAAUAAGUAGUGUUAGUAAAUGAGCAGCAAUGAACUUGCAUAAAAUAAAAUUUUUAACAACAAACCCAAAGAAGACAAAAAAAAUAAGGAAAGAAAAAAAGAGGAAGUAAAUGUAUACAAAACACAAAUUGUCUAUUGCUAUUCGUGUUCGAUCUUGGUUAAUUAUAUAUCGAAUAAAAAUUACAAACGACUAUGAAGUUAAUAAGGGUAAAAUAGAACUAAAAAUAUUUUUAGUGUACUAUUCUGACAAUUCUAUUAUUUGUUAACAUAUAUACUUUGCCUUGUUCUUCAUACAGAACUCUUAAAACUGGUUAAAAACCUUCUGAUCUCAUCUCAUCCAAGGUUCUUUUUUUAAGUACGUUAAAACAAACUCUUUCAUGUUCUGUAAGUGUUGUUUUAAAGUGUCUUCUAGUUUGUCCAAUAUAAACUCCUUUGUAUUGAUUUUUCGUAAAUAAUUUUUAGUUUUUGAAUGCAAAGGAAUUUGAGCAUUAGUUUUUGGUGAAAAACUUUUUUUGAAUGGUGUUCUUACAUUUUAGAGGAAUUUUUGUAGUUCCUGUGGUUUAGACAUAACUUACUUGUUCAGAAAUGCAUUUAAUAUAUGGAUUUUUUUUAUACUUAGGGUAGUAUUUUACUACUUUUAGCUGUUGUAGUUUGUGUUGUGUUAUUGACUAAAAGUUUGUUAAUAACACUGGGGAGUAGUUAAGAUGUUUUUAAUUAAGAAAUUAUUUACUUUGUCUAGAUUGAUUGUUCGUUUUAGGUUUUAUACAAUAUUGUUUUUUUGGGAAAAGAGAUAAUGUGAACCAUAAUUCAGGUUGUAUAUGAUAUCAAUAGCGUUAUCUGGUCCAACGUGUUGGUCACGUCUAAAAACGAAAACUUCAAUUUUUCUUUUUCUAUUGAAAAUUGUACUAUGUUACGGAAAUAACCGAAAACAUUUUAAAUUACAUUACUAUACCUAGAUUAAUUUGGCUGAAACCUCUUUGGAAUUAAUAUAAAAUAUCAAAUCAAAUACCAAAUACUUGACACAAAAUUAUUUAAACAAUAUCAACGAGUUUAUAUUGGAUAAACCAUAGGACUAGAUAACUUGCAUUGUCUGUAUAAUUUGUAUUUAUUUCCUUUUUUUUUUCUUGAUUUUUCCGCUCAUAAUAAGAAAUUGAUUUUUUAUAAAUCAAGGCUAAAACGCAUACUUCCUUUAAAAUAGUACUGGCGAUGUUUAAUCGUAUUCUUCACGCUAAUUCCCGAAUAUAUGUUUAUAGCGUUGUGGCUAUGUCUCUACAAAUUGUUCAUGCAUACUUUGAUUGUUCGUAAAUAUUUGUGAAGUCCAGUCAUAAUUGUGCCACUUAAAGUGAAACUGCUCUAACAAAAUAAAAAAGAAGCUUAUUCAGAAUGCUUCCAGAAGAAAACAUCCCCAAAACCCUUAUUUGGAAACUCCAAAGUUCCAGAUACAAAUCUUUAACUCCACAAAUUCUCCAACUACAGCUAUUACAAAUGAAUUUACAUUUGACCCAAAUAUUUCUUAUUGCAAUGAUGGUUGUUUUGGAAAUACAGGGUGUAGAAAGUUGAAGUUUAAUUUCCAUAACUUGUUAAUGAAACGCUUUGUGUAAUCUAAUUCGCAUAUAUUUAAUAUUUAUUUAUAUAUAGUAAAAUAAAAAGUCAAUUUAAAAAUUUCAUCUUACAUAGCGAUAAUUUUUAAAUAAAUAAUGUUUAUAUUUGCUAUCUGCCAUUGGGUAUAAGUAAGGGAGGCCUGAGCACACUUGUUGCCGAGUUUGAAGAAAAUUGGAAUGUCCAAUUUUUACAUAAAUUUUUUAGAACAAUAUUUAUAAAAAAUAUUUGUGACCAAAAUACGCCAAAUUCGAAAAACGACGUGGAGACGUUAUGCCGCCAAAAAAGUCUUUUAUGAUUAGAAAAUAAUAUAGCUCGUAGCUGAUAUAGCUAAUAGAGAUAUAGAGAGCCCUGCUUAUGCCUAUAAUACAGAAACUUGUGAAGCAACUAUGAAAACGUUUUUGAGAAGAUCCAUUCAACAUGCGCAUGCGCGAGAUUUAAAAUCUCGUGGCUGUUGACAGAUCGUUAAUAGGUUUAGUUUAGUUAGUGGGUGAAAUGUAGAGGUAUGCGGGAAAAAACAGUCCGUUUUCUACGAAAAUAUCAAAACCACUUGAGACGCAUCAAUUUUUACUAGUGGGCCCACUAUAUUAUCUAAGCUAUAUGGUUCAAAACAAAUUUAUGGAAGUCACAUUACGGUUCAGUGUAAUAUGCAUUAUACUCAAUUGUUCUACUAUAAAUACAAAAAAAAUAGAAGGCACAACAGCGUUAUAUACCAUAUAUGAGAAAGAUAUAAUUAAACCUCAAAUUUUAAAACGUCACAAUUUAUCAUUCCACUGUGUUCCGAAAUUUACUUUCAUUAUUUCAAGAAUUAUUGAAUUAAAUAUAAAGAGACAAACGACCAAACAGCAGGUUACUUUCAGUAACAUUUUGUCGCUUCCCGAUUCUUACUUGAACUAGCUGCGACCUGGGUUAUUCGGCUAAAAAAUGUCGAUGCGACUAAUUUAGUUUACUUAAUCAUGCUUAACUUCGCCAUAAAUCGCCUUUUGUUUGCAUAAACACAAGUGCUGGUUUUCUGAUACUACUGAAAUAUAGAUUUUUAUAGUCUUCUAGCAUUAAGAAUGGAUGGCUUGUUUGAUUUUGCUACACACAUUGAGGGUAUUGAGGGUAUCUAAUUUUUUUUUUAUUCAUUUUUCAUUAGAUUGCAAAAUAGUAAUUUUAAUUAUUAUUGUUGUUCAUUAUUUUGCAAUUUCUUUUACUUUUCCUUUGUGCAGGAGGAAUUGUAAAUAAAAAAGCACAAAUGCUUUUUAGCAUUUUUUUGGAUUCAGAGUUAAAUCGAUAUUAACAAAUAAAACUGGUAGAUACCACAUCUUUAAGUUGGCGACAAUAUUUUGUUUUAUAGUUCGACUAUUGGAGCGUCGAUGAUUUUAUAAAUACUGAAGACUGCGUCAUUUCCUUGCGAGACCAAGCUUUAACUACCGGGCAAGCAAACAAAUUUCAUUCUGAAACACGACUCUUAUCCAAUAAAGUGCCCCUGUUGUGGACAAUAUUUAGCUCUUCUUCUAUUUUAAAUCUUUUCUUAUGAUAGAGUUUCUUCCCUUGCCCGGUUUUCACUCACUUCGAACAUGGGAGGAUAUACUCUUUCAUUUCUCUUCUCUUUCUCACGAUUUCAACGACAUAUAUGCAACGUGUAGUAAAUAUACUUUUAGUUGUUGUAAUCGAAUUAUAUCGAAUUUUUUGAUCACUUGACAUUAACAUGUCAUUGUUACGAUUGCAAUGCCCUCUUAAGUCCAGCUUACUUUUCAUUCCGUUUUUUCAAUACAACUUUUUGCGUUUUCAAGCGAAUUGGAUCAUGUCACUAUAGCAUAUCAGUAUUUGUAGUUUUGAAUUAUAAUAGUGUUAUAGUUCUAGGAGGACCUGUAAUGUUAAGUUAGGUUCCUCAAAAGUACUUCAGUGAUUUUUGACAAGUUGGUAGAAAUGAGGCCACGUUUUUCGAUUUAUUAAAUUUAUUUUAACCAUGAAUAUGUGGGGCCACUGCUAGGUAUAACGAGCAUUUGCCAAUGAAUAGAAAUAAAAAUUAUAAAAUUAUAUCAUUUGAACGUUUACAAAUAUGAGUGUUUUACCAAAUAAUGUUUAGCGAUGGGCAGUAAUUGAAAAAAUCAGAUAAACUAAUGAAGUACUUUUAAGGACUGUUAAUUAAAAUUUUAGACUGGGUGCUAAUGCAAAGAAAGUUGUUCGUGUUAUUAAAUAAUUAUUGUUAUAUUCACGCUUUAUAGUGUUCACUAUAUGAACUGCAAUUGUGAUCAAUUUGUAACGUAUUUAUGCAACGAAGUAUGUUAAUAAAGUAAUGUCGAUAGAGAAACAAAUAAACAUGAUAAAAAAAAAUCCGCUCGUUAGAGGCUGUUUUAUAAAUUAUUCUUUACAUCAAACUAGAGGAAUUUUUGCUUGUACGUAGCUGAAAAACUAAAUUGAUAAAAGUUACAGAUUGUUUGUCCUCAAAAUGGAGCUGUCAAAUCUGUAAUUGUUAUAAUUUCACAGGAAAUUGUUAUUAUAUAGUGAACUUAUGGAACAAAUUUGUAUACUUGUAGAUAAUUUACGGUUUACUCAAAAUUACCUUUAAAUUUAUUAAAUAUUAUUCCUA